Messenger RNA from Drosophila ficusphila, 4615 nucleotides. RefSeq names its product caskin-2 (gene ckn). The transcript is spliced from 6 exons. Gene Ontology annotation, biological process: axonogenesis; cell surface receptor protein tyrosine phosphatase signaling pathway. Lineage: Eukaryota; Metazoa; Arthropoda; Insecta; Diptera; Drosophilidae. Gene Ontology annotation, molecular function: protein phosphatase binding; signaling adaptor activity. The coding region runs from base 669 to 3479 and encodes 936 amino acids. Gene Ontology annotation, cellular component: focal adhesion; axon. The record is from RefSeq and is a predicted model, not a curated record.
CCACACUAAGUUUUGUUUUUGUUUUACCGCCGUUCGGACGCUUGUCGCGGAAACUCGUCCAACCGUCGUUAGUUUUAAAAAGCGAUAUAAUAAAUUAUCACAAAUAUAAUAACCAACAAAAGUGUCUAUUAAUAGUUAAAAAUAAAAGGUGCUAAGAAUAUCAAAACAGUUUAGAAAAAAAAACCUGAAAAUUACCACGAAAGAAAAUGGCGGCUCAGCAAACAAUAAUGAGCAGUCGCACCAGCAACAACUAAGCAAGAAAUUCAGCUUAAAAGAAACCAACGGAAAAAAACGUCAACAUUUUCGUCUGCCCGAAAUUAAUCUGGUUUUUAUGUUUUACUCGCGCGUCGCAGACAUAAAAUAAAGACAACAACAAACAGAAAGUGCUGAUGUGUGUGUGCGUUUUAUGUCGUUUGUUUGUCUCCUGUUUUUGUGGAAAAGGCCAUAAAAAACGUGAAAUUCAUUAAGCUACAAAAGCAACAAUUACGAGCAUUUUACAUUGUUUACAUUUUGUGUGCCAGCUUUCGUUACGCUAGUGAUUUAUGUGAUUUGGUAGAAGAAAGGUGGGGAAGUGGAAACCUUAGUAAAAGUCUGGAAAAUAGUAGUUUUAAUUAGUAAGGAGUUGGUGAAGAUACGGCCCCGGCGGCCAGUAGAGGGCCAUAAUAAUCAUGCAUCGUUCGCUGAAGCCGCAUGCAUCCACCGCACAGGCUAAGAAGGUGCAACCGCCGACGAUACCAGGCGACUCCCCUCAGGACUUGCAUCAUUAUCAGCAGUUCCAACCGCAACAGCAGCAGCACCACCAUCACCCGCACCACCAGCCGCUGAUACCGCUCUACCGGCUGAGCGGACCGCUGCGUCAUCACCAGAAUCAGCAGGCGGACGAUGGGAUCAGCAUGAGUGGCAGCAGCAUCGUUUCGUCGCCCUCGCUGGAGGAGGGUGGCUUCAACCUGCCCCGGGAGACGAGUGUGGCCCUGCGGCUCAAGGAUGAGGUGGGUGGUGGCAGUUCGGCGGUGGCCCCGCCUGCAGGUGCAGGAGGAGUGGGUGGAGCAGCGGUGGGAGCAGCGCCACCGGGAGCGGGAAAACCCGGAGUUACGAUGGUGCCGCCACCGCCCGUUUUUUGUGCCACGCUGCGCGAACCGCUGACCCACAAGGCGGCUGUCUACUACCACCAGCAGCUGGCCUUGCAGGAGGAUCAGGGCAUCGAUCUUACCCAGUCACCUGGCAGGGACUCGCCGGGUUCAUCCUCGGGUUCCGCUGGCUCCGGGUCGCGUCACAGCACCGCCAGCUUGGACUCGGGACGGGCAUCCUCCUACCUGACUGGAGUUUCCUCCUCGGGCGCCUCCAUUCGCGCGCCGCUUUCCUCGCCGCGCUGCAGUUCCGUCAGCUCCUGCUCCAUUGGAAGUGUGGAUCGGCAGCGAAAUGAUGAGCUGAUCAUCGACUGGCUGCUGGAGAUGAAGCACGAGGAGUACGCCCAGCUGUUCAUCGCCGCGGGCUACGAUCUGCCCACCAUUGCGAGGAUGACGCCGGAGGAUCUCACCGCCAUUGGCAUCAAGAAUCCGCAUCAUCGGGAGCGCAUCAAGCUGCGGAUCGACAAGCUUCAGGUGCUCGACAACUUGCCGCAUUUUGUGCCGGGAUCGAUUGAGGAGUGGCUGCAGCUGUUGCGUCUGGAGGAGUACAUUCAGCCGUUGCUGGAGCAGAACUACAAGACGGUGCGCGACGUUACCCAAGUGACUUGGGAGGAUCUCGAGGACAUUGGCAUUGUCAAGCUGGGCCACCAGAAGAAAAUCCUGCUGGCCAUCAAGCGUGUGAAGGACAUCAUUAGCGGCAAGUGGAAUCCAGGCGGUGCAAAUGCGUACCAACAGCAGGAGUACCAGCGGAAGCCCUGGCAAUUCAAUGUGCCCAUACCCAGUACGCCAUCCUAUGUGCCAACCACUCGCGUCUCCUGGGACGACACGAAAAUCUACGCCACCGCCAGCAGUGUGCUGAAUGCCACUGCCCCGCCGGGGAGCAGCUGCCUCAACAGCAGCAGCCUCGCCAACGGAGACGCCUACUACUGCACGGGCAGCAACCAUUGCUCCGGCAACGAUGUGGUGCUCAUUAAGGUGCGCCAGCCACGCGGCAAGAGCCUGGAAUCGCUGGAGGACAUCCACGACAACAGCACGCGCAGCCAUUUGACCUUCAGCCAUUACACGACCACGGACUACGGCCACUUUGGGCCGCCCACAACGGCGGCUGCCGCAGCAGCGAUGGCCGCAGCUGCCACGCUGCAGCAGCAACAGCAUCACCACCAACAGCUGCUCCACCAGCAACAGCAGCAGGCGGCUGCCGCCCGUCUGCUGGGUGGCAAUCCUCCGGGAAUUGGUUGGCGGCGAUCCUACGACGACGGCGACAUCACUCCCACCAACGAUGCCACGCGGGAGAUGCUCUACGAGCAGGAGGGAGGUGGCACCCUUCCGCGCCAGCAGCGAGGAAUCCUGCAGCGAGCGGUGCUGAACACAAUGCCGCCAUUGGAGCACCACCACUACAUGAACGCGGCUGCGGCAGCGGAGUACGGAGCAGCCGGUGGAGUGGAGGGAGGAGCGAAUUACUUAAGCGGCAGCCCUUUGACCGGCAAGAAGAUAGCUCCAGAGCCGCCGAGGCGCCACUGCAGCAUACGCAACUCCCGCACGCUGAGCGGAGAGGGAGUGCCGCCGGGAUCGGUUGCGCAGGCGCAUCAGCAGGCGGCCCAACAGCAGCAGCAGCAGCAGCAGGCGCAGCACAUGUUCUAUGGCCACACGGGACAACAGCACUGGCAGCAGCAGCAGCAACAGGCGGCGGGAGCGGGGAGCGGUCAGCAGCCCAUCUACGCGAACUAUGCCACCAUUCAGCAGACAACGGCGGAGAUACACUGCGAGAAAUACCACGACAAUAAGUCGACUUCCAGCAUCGAUUCGAUUGACACCAUUCCGUUUGCCAACGAGAACACGGGAACGAUCAAGCAGCGGCUGCUGAAUCGUCAGGAGCUGCAGGGCGGCGGUGGCGGCGGCGGAGUGGGUGCCAACAAUGCUCCCGGCGGCGGUGGUGGUCAUCCCGCCCACCUGCACUCCUCCAGCUCGAGCUCCAGCUCCUCCUCCACGAACACCAUUGCGAACAUAGCGCACUCGUUCCACUCGCUGAAAUCUUCCAGUUCGCUGCACGAUGCCAGCUUGGCGCGCAGCGAAAGCAUGGGCAGCACGGCCAGCGGUGGAAGUGCCCUGCACCUGCGCUCACCCACACUGGACCCGCUGUCCAAUGCCGGAGGAUCGUCGUCGGCGGUUGAGCCCAUUAGUUCGCCGGAGUCGGCUGUGCCAGCUGUGGCCUUGAAUAGCACCGGCGUUCCGCCCAAAGUUUCGGUGAACGUUCUCAACGACAUUGGCAACAUGCUGGCCAAUCUCACCGACGAACUGGACGCCAUGCUGGAGGAGGAGAAGCGGGUGGGCCUCAACAUCGACAGUGAAUAAAAUCUCCAAUCAAACAAACAACAACAAAUCGUAGUGUAGCUGAAUUUUCCGGUAGAACUUGUGGUGUAUCUUGUAAUGUUUUAUGUACUUCGACUUAGCUAAGUUCAACUUGUUUUUGUAUUUUAUUAUUAUUUCAACGCGUGCGACGAAGCCUUUGUUUUUAAGUUCUGUUCUUUAUCGUUUGGAUUAUACAUAUACACAUUGUGUAGUAAAAAGUAAACUAAAAUUGAAAAGCUUUCGACGAGCCAUGUAUACUUUUGUACUUUUCCUAAACUCUCUCGUCCCAUUCCCAAACAAAAUAUGAGUGUUAACAAUACAAAAAGGAAAAUAUCCAAGUAAACGAUAAAAGGGAAAUGAAGCGCAACAGCAUAUAUGCAUACAUUGCAUAGUUAUUAUAUAGCAUAAAAUAUAUAUAAUUCUAUAUAUAAAUAAAUAUUUAAACGAAAACAUUUAUAUGGACAAGUAUUUAGUGGUUUGAUACUAAACGGCAGAGAAAGGAAAGAAACGAACCACACACAAUUAAAACCAGACAAGAACUACUAUUUAGAGAUCCCCUUCAGACAAUUUCAAAUUGCAUUUACCUAUAAUUUUUCCAUUAUUUCUAUUUACAAUUUUUUUGAAUCAGCCUGCACAGACAUUUUUCUGUUUGUUAUGAUGAUUACAACUGAAAUCAAACUAUAUGAAAUGAAUGUAUAAUUAAGUGUUAUUCCAUACAAAGUAAAAGAUGCAUUAUAUAAAAUAUAAAUCUUAUAUUAGCGUUAUAUUAAGCAAAAACGAUGAGAGAGAGAGGAGAGCGAAUACAUCUUAAUAAAUUAUGUUUAAACGGGCAUUGAUGCUGAUUAACGUAUAGAACUCCGUGGUAUACACAUGAAUUGCCUUCUUCUUUAUAAUUUACUUAAAUAAAAAUCGUUUAGUGAAAAUUUUGAUUUCGAGAGCAUUUUUGGUUCCCUGUUAAUUGCGCUCAGUUGAAAAUUUGUUUGGUGCGCAUAUCAUUAGAGGAAAUUGAGUAUUCGAUUUAUAAACGCAUAUAAGGAAACCUAAAAGAAUUAAAUACGAAUCAAAUCACAAACAUGUAAAGCACAUAAAGGGCAAAACAAAAAUGAAGAAAACCAAUAACAAAUAAAGUAAAAAUUUCA